UACAGCGUGAAUCUUUCGGAUCUCUUUGGUCGGACUCGGGUCCUCCAUUCUCAUCCCUCUCUCUCUUCAGAUCUCUCUAUUCCCCUUUUCACACUCUCACUCAGGUUAGAGGUAACCAUGCCACUCUCCAUUUUCACUUCCCUUUUUGCUGUUACUCUUCUGAACCCAUCAAAAUCUCAUUUUGGAUAGCUUGGUGUGAAUGAUCGAUCCAAGUAACCUUUCGUCUGCUGAUGGUAUUGAAGUAGUACACUAGAAUUGUGUUCACGAAAACAAUAUACUUUUGGAGAUGAUACUGGUGUUUUGAAUGGUGUUAGAUGUAGACCCCAGUGUUGCUGAAAUUACAGAAAUGGCAUCUCCAAAUGGAAAUGUUGAAAAUUUUGAUGAGUUGGAUGGUGCUGCAACUGAUAACUCAUCUGUGGUGGAAAUCAGGGAAGUAGCAAAUGGCAGCAGCAAUGGCAACAAUGUGGACAAUUCGAAUGGUGAGGAUGUUACUACAGUAGAGGAUCAAUCAAGGCAAUUAAGAGCUCAAAAGGGUCCUGUGAAGGAAAAGUGCACAAAACCCACAGGUUCGAAAGAUGUUCAUGUAAACUCGGUGAAAAGAGGCAAAGAUGGAAAAGAUGAACAUGCAUCAUCUGCUGUUUCAAAUGGUAUUUCAGCUUCAGAACCCCACCCUAGGCAGCCUGCCAAAAUCAGAUCGUAUAAUGACAAGGAAACUCGGUUGUCCAAGCACCCUGGAAAAUCUGAUCCAGUGUCUUCUGAAGUACCACUGGACAAAGCUAAACCAAGAUCAUUGAAGAAAGGGGCCGCUGAAAAUGUUCAAGGAGGAAUAGAAUGUUCUUCUCCUACUGCAGAAGAUGCUAAACAUCGCAGGGUUGGGGCACUUCCCAAUUAUGGAUUCAGCUUCAAAUGUGAUGAGCGAGCUGAGAGAAGAAAACAGUUUUACUCAAAGCUCGAGGAAAAGAUUCACGCAAAGGAAGUGGAGGAGAGUAACCUACAAGCAAAAACCAAGGAGACACAAGAAGCUGAGAUUAAGAUGCUUAGGAAGAGUCUUGCAUUUAAAGCAACUCCAAUGCCUAGUUUUUACCAGGAGCCUACUCCUCCUAGGAUGGAGUUAAAGAAGAUACCAACUACAAGAGCGAAAUCCCCCAAGCUUGGUCGUAGGAAGAGCACCACACAUCCAGAGUCAGAAGGAGACGCUAUCAGCAGCGCUCAAGUAGGUCGUUUAAGCCUCGAUGAGAAAGCGUCUCAGAGUACACCAACUAAAGGAAUUUCUCCUGUCAAUCAAAAGAAACCGCAGCGAAAAUCUCUUCCUCCUCGACUGGCUUCUGAAAAGAGUAGUCCAUCCAAUUCAUCUACUGCACGGACUCCAUCUAAGACACCUAAUAUCACAAAAACCCCCUUAUCUAGUAUAGCGACUAAAGUUACCACCUUGUCCAAUUCAACAGUGAAAGAUAAAGUCAAGGUGGCUGAGGCCAAUGAAGAAAACAACAUCUUGUCCCAUGAAACAAGCAAAGUUCCACCUCUGAAUUUGGCUCCCAGUCCCAUCGACAAGCCAAGUGAAGCUGAGUUGUGCACAAAUGGCAAUGUACUCAGAGAAGAGAAACAAGAACAAGAACAAACCUUUGUACAACAAGAACCCAUAGCGACCGAGAAUUAAGUGGCAGGAGCAGAACUGAGAAACCUACUAUCUGGAGCAGUUUAUUCGUCUUGUGGAUAUUGCAGAAGCGUAUGACUGAGAUUAUUUAACAACGAAGGCCUGCAGAUUUGCAUUAUGAUUUUUAAUGUCAAUUUGUCGAAGCAGCAUUGUUUCGCGUCCUUCGCUCACUCCCGAAGCAUGCUCAUUUUGUCCCUCUCCCUCUCCCUCUCCCUCCUUGUGGCAGCAAUAUGUAACUAUCUGUUGGGUUGUUCUUAGUUGAUGUUACUUUAAUUAUGCAGCAUUUGUCUGAUUGUUACAUACUGAAAAUGUUAGGGGAAAUUUUUGAGAAUGUUAUUUCCUUUCCAUCAGUGGUACAAUUCUGUUUCAGGCCUUUGCUUUUGUAUAAUUGGCAUUGUCACAUUAAACAAGCUGUUUUAUGUUGUGAACAAUUCUCAAUCAUAUAUGCUUGUCUUACACCUU
This is a messenger RNA of Arachis duranensis, 2116 nucleotides long. RefSeq names its product protein WVD2-like 5. NCBI's taxonomy places the organism in Eukaryota, Viridiplantae, Streptophyta, Magnoliopsida, Fabales, Fabaceae. The record is from RefSeq and is a predicted model, not a curated record. The coding region runs from base 305 to 1657 and encodes 450 amino acids. The transcript has 9 exons. Gene Ontology annotation, molecular function: microtubule binding.